Candidula unifasciata is the source of this 1833-nucleotide messenger RNA. NCBI's taxonomy places the organism in Eukaryota, Metazoa, Mollusca, Gastropoda, Stylommatophora, Geomitridae. The record is from the annotation of a GenBank genome assembly.
AUGUCAACAAAGCUCGUCGCUAAUUUUGUGGUGUUCGUGCUUUUAAUAAAUAACCUACUAUGUCACAGAUCAAAUGCAUGUUCGUUAUCGGGAUAUUUACACUGUAUUUUGUCUUUUAAAUGUUGCCCAGUAUGUUUUGAAAAGGUCUCUAGAGGACUGGGUGCGUACGGCCGGUACGCUUCAAACAGUCCAUCCAGUCAACAGAUCUGCAACAGCAACAAAGAAUACAUUCUAAACAAAUCAGAUUGCCCAUUAUAUGUGGACUUUCGGCAAUGGUUACCGAAACUGACACAGAAAUUUAUAAAUAUUUUCCCCAUUGAUUCAGAGAUACGGAAUCACGUCAGAACGGUUAAUAAUGCAUUGUUUUCAAUUGUACAACCGGUUUCUUUUAAAAACCAGGUUAGAUUAGUGAUAGCUGCUGACGAUGUACUGUCAGACUGUCUUGAUUUAGGUUUUCAAGUAACACAGUCAGCUUUAUUUAUUGACUUUAUUAGUGGGAAUGCCAGAAGUGGUCUGUUUUCACAUACACUAGCUCAUCGGUACGGUGGCCACCAGUUUGGCUUCUGGGCGGGUCAGCUAGGGGAUGGAAGAGCUGUCCUACUGGGAGAGGUGAUCAACAGAUUUGGAGAAAGAUGGGAGCUACAGCUGAAAGGAUCGGGCACCACACCUUAUUCGAGAAGUGGUGAUGGUCGUGCAGUUCUUCGGUCAUCUGUGCGGGAGUUUUUGGCUAGCGAGGCCAUGCAUUAUUUGGGUGUCCCAACCUCUCGUGCGGCUUCACUGGUAGUCAGCGAUGAUACUGUUAUCAGAGACCAGUUUUACAAUGGUCAUCCUAAACCAGAACGAGGAGCUAUUAUUUUACGACUGGCGCCUUCUUGGUUCCGAAUAGGAUCACUAGAAAUUCUCUCUCGUGCUGGAGAAAUUGAUUUAUUAAAGUCCUUGUUAAAUUUUAUCAUUGGGACUCAUUUUCCAAGCAUAAAUCCUGGCGACACAAACAAAUAUCUGAUGUUGUUUGAUGAAAUUGUAAGCAGCACAGCUAAACUGAUUGCCAAGUGGCAAAGUGUUGGUUUCACACAUGGUGUAUGUAACACGGAUAAUUUUAGUUUGUUGUCCAUUACUAUUGACUAUGGUCCAUUUGGAUUUAUGGAAAGUUAUCAUCCUGGCUAUGUUCCCAGUACUUCAGAUGAUGACAAUAGGUACAGUUACAAAAAUCAGCCAAAUAUAGGUUUAUACAACCUGGAAAAGCUGAAAUUAGCGCUUGAUUCUGUUUUUAAUCACAGUAUGUCCCACACAGCACAGUUGAUUUUGAAUGGCUAUAGACAUAAGUAUAAUAGAUAUUUUAUGCAGUUUUUUGCAGAUAAAUUAGGGUUCCUGUCUGUGAGACAGCAAGAUGAAGACUUGAUUGCCAUGUUUCUGAGAAUGAUGGAAGAAUGUCGAGCUGAUUUUACCAUGUCAUUCCGUAGCCUUAGUGAAAUACCAUUUCAUGAUCUUAUGAAUGGAAAUAUUGCUGAUGACCACUGGUCAUUUCUGUGCCUAAAGAACCAUUCUUUAUUCAAAACAUUUAUUGUUGCAUAUAAAGAUAGACUUCAGUUGGAUGAUGUUUCUGAUUUGGAACGCCAGGCUAGGAUGAAGAAAUGUAAUCCCAGGUAUAUUUUAAGAAAUUGGAUGGCACAGAAUGCAAUAGCCAAAGCAGAAAGAAAUGAUUUCUCUGAGGUACAGAAGUUGUAUCAAAUUUUAAAGCAGCCAUAUAUCACACAAGAUGAACCAGAAACUGCUGGUUUUGCCAGUGAACCACCUGAAUGGGCACCAUCUAUCAAAGUUAGCUGCUCUUCAUAG